Trichomonas vaginalis G3 is the source of this 1128-nucleotide messenger RNA. RefSeq names its product eukaryotic translation initiation factor 3 subunit B family. The record is from RefSeq and is a predicted model, not a curated record. The transcript has a single exon. Lineage: Eukaryota; Parabasalia; Trichomonadida; Trichomonadidae. The coding region runs from base 1 to 1128 and encodes 375 amino acids.
AUGUCCAACGACGGUGUUAAACAAGUUGAAGCGUGCUUAAAGACAGCUGCCGAAAAAACAGGAAUUAAAAAUGAAAAAAAUAGUGUUACAGAAGGCAUUCUCUUUUACAUUGUUCCAUUUGCAAAAGCUGCCCCUGCAAAUGAAUUCUACCAAUGGUUCUGCUCUUCAUGGCAAUCACUUGAUUCACUUUACAGUGCUGUUAAUGUAAAAGAAGCUGAAAUGUCUUCUUUAGUUCAAGAUAUUAUUGGACAAUUACAAGAACUCAAAGAAAAUAUUAAUCCAAAACUUCCAGCCAUGUGUGUUUCAUACGUUCUUGCAUCUCUCAACUCACAUCCAGUUGCUCAAACAUACGCUCUUCGUCUUUUAAUUCAAAUGUCGUUCGAGUUUAAGCUUACAGACGAUCCAUCAUUCCUUAAGUGGAUCAUCAGUAUCAUGAAGCGUUACAUCGUUGACGCUGUUGAUAUUAAGCACAACAGAGAUACUUUCGUUGAAACAAUCAUCAGCUUUUUCGAUAGAGUUCUUUCAUACGAUCAUACAUCUAUUGGCGUUCUUUGCACCAUCUUUAACAUUCCAAAAGUCAAGGAACUCGUUAAAGAUGUCACACAACUUUCACAUAUCGCAAAGACAGCAGUUAUCUCCGCAUUAAACGGAACUGAUCUUUUCGAUUUCGAAAUUCUUAAAGAAACAGAUCGUCUUUACGCUUCUCUUCCACAAGAAUUCAAGGAAGUAUUAGAAGUUUUCGUUAAUUUAGGCGUUAUUGAGUUCGAAGAGUUCUUAUCCAGAUAUCCAGACUUCAUUGAUGACAAUAGCCUUAACUUACAACAGAUGUAUAUUAAUAUUCGUAUGCUUACCAUUAUUAAGCUUGUCCAGGAUAAGGAAUACGUUGAUCUUGCAGAUGCAGAGACAGAAGUUGGUCUUACAGGUCUUGAUUUCAAGCGCCUUGUUAUUAAAUUGAAUCAGACCGGAGCAACAAUCUUAAAGAUCGAGUCAAGAAUGGAGAACAGCAGAUUAGUUAAUAAAUACUCCCAGCCGCGUUUGUUCGAUCAGAAACAGGUCGAAGAACUCAAGAAGAAGCUCGAGAUUGCUUGCCAGAAAUUAGAGAAAUACCCAGAUGGUCGUUAUAAGUAA